GACACUGGAGGUCCACGUGAAACACAGUUAACGGGAUUCUGAACUCAGUCAGAAGGUAGUUUUUAUCACGUACCUCUCAUUGUAGCUAGCUCUCGCCCCUGAUACUAGUGCCAAGGUACGUCAUGUGUGUGUCAUGUGUAAGGACACCAAAUGGUUCCCUUCCUGUACCUAGCCUGUGCUUGUAUGGUUAUGGGAACACAAGCUGCCAACUGCACUGAUAUUCAGCACUGUGCAGAGUGUGACGAGAAGACUGGGCAAUGUCUCAAGUGUUACCCUGGCUAUUGGGACAAACGGUGCAGUAUCAAGUGCAGCGACGGUUGUCGACAUAACACGUGUGAAAUCACAGAUGGGGGGAUUGAGCGAUGUUCUGAAGGCUGUGUUACUGGUUUCCAAGGCACAAACUGCAUCAUACCAUGUGAUCCUCCCGUUGAUAAUUGUACAGAAUGUCCUGGUGGGUGUGAGGAGGAAUACUGCAAGCUGAACUCCACCUGUGUGUCUGGAUGUGUUGACUCCUACUACGGUUCUGGCUGUCGACCUUGCUCCAGCAGAUGUAAAUCCUGCAACAGGAUCACAGGAACAUGUGAGGAGUGUCACCCUCCAUACGCUGGUCAGGACUGUGAACAUCCCUGCGCACACUGUUCAGGAAGUUGUGAGAGUGAAUGCUUGAAGGAGUGUUCAUCAAUAUUUUACGAAAUGUUUUGCAUUGAGCCGUGCAGUGAUAAUUGUAUGUCAAUUAUUGACACAUGUCCACUGAAUUGCAGUGAUAAGGAUACAGUCAACUUUUGUACACCGACUUCUCACAACCAGAGUGGCGAGUGUACACGUGGUUGUGAAGAUGGAUGGUACGGACCGACGUGUGCAUCUCGAUGUGACGCUAACUGUUUGAACCACAUGUGCGACCUGACAGGUGCUUGUGUUGAAGGAUGUAAGAUUGGAUAUUUCGGGAAAAACUGUACACCGUGUUCUGAGACGUGCCUCAAUCACACCUGUCACUCAAACACCGGAUCCUGUACACAUGGAUGCAGCCAGGGCUGGUAUGGGGAAGUGUGUGACCAGACGUGUGCAGUGUGUCGUGACGGGGUGUGUCAUCAGAAGACUGGAACAUGCAUCACGGGGUGCACUAUCAGCGGGUGUGAUCCCUCUUGUACAGGCAACUGCUCCAUAGAGGAAUGCCGUCAAGCUGCUCCUUGUAAAACAGCUCUGAAGACAAAUGGUAUCAUUAUCAGAAUCCUUGGUAUCAUUAUUGGAAUCCUUGCAGCAACUGUGUUUUGUAUAGCGCUGAGACAGUGUGUGCGUUACCGCAAACGCAUUGCUGCACAAAGGCGUCGUCCACUGGAAGCUGUGAUGGUCAAUGCUACUGGACAGGUGUCACUGCCUACACUGGAGUACCAGGGUCUACACAGAUACUAUGAACUACACGAGGAAGACAUGGACCCGGAGUUUCCCGGGAGAAACCAACUGGAAACUGGGAUGGUCACAGAGACUUCACAGGUGCCUACUCAUGACUACCAGGUGAUACACAGGUACUAUGAAAUACAUGAUGAUGAUGUGGACCCAGAGCUCCCCGGGAGAAACACAAACACCCCAAACAACAUGGUGGAGGAGGAGAAGGAGAAGAGGGAAAAGAAAGAGAAGAAGGAGGGGGCGGAGGAGGAGAGCGAACUGGCCACACCCACUCUUGUUGAGUACUCCCCAGUGUCCAGUGAUGUAGGGGACGGAGAGGAGAGCGAACUAGCCACACCUGCUCUUGUUGAGUACUUCCCAGUGUCCAGUGAUUUAGGGGACGGAGAGGAGAGUGAACUAGCCACACCCACUCUUGUUGAGUACUCCCCAGUGUCCAGUGAUUUAGGGGACGGAGAGGAGAGCGAAGUAGCCACACCUGCUCUUGUUGAGUACUUCCCAGUGUCCAGUGAUUUAGGGGACGGAGAGGAGAGUGAACUAGCCACACCCACUCUUGUUGAGUACUCCCCAGUGUCCAGUGAUUUAGGGGACGGAGAGGAGAGCGAACCAGUCACACCUGCUCUUGUUGAGUACAUCCCAGUGUCCAGUGAUGUAGGGGAAAGAGAGGAGAGCGAACUAGCCACACCCACUCUUGGUGAGUACUUCCCUGUUUCAAGUGAUGUCAAAGAUGAAAAGGAUGCUACAUCCGGGGCUUCUGCUGAAGACCACUCAUCAUACAUUCGACCAAUACGGGAUGUGUUUGUUGAUGACCCGACAACAGUUGUGACAUAUCUGUCACCAAGGGAGGACUCACAAUAACUUUUCAUUCUAAAGUGUUCUACUCAAAGUCAACAGACUUAUCAACAUGUACGAGCGUACCUCUUUCCGUUUUAGCAAAUACCUGUCUUUCUCAGAGUCAUGACUAUUAUCUCACAUAGUUUGCGCUACUUCAAACAACUAUUGAGAAACGGUUCGUUGUAUCGGUGUCGAUCUUGUAAAACAUACCCUACAUGCAGAUGGACUUCCAUUUUCCUUCGGCUUGUGGCAAUGAUCCGAAUCUCUGUGGAUGUCGAGGAAACGUUGUGCUGAUAUGGACCUCGAUAAACGCCAGAUUUUACCUGAUUGAAACUAUGUCCUCAAUGUGUACGGCACAGUAGUUGACAGUCAUCAGGGUGUGGUCUAACGUGUCAGGAGACCAAUGCAGUCAUAGUUUGAUGGCACGGGUAUGGAGAAUCUUGAUCCUAUGUACAGUACAAACAAGUUACAUAGUUACAAGCUUACAUAUACUUUAAUUUAUUUUUACUCUUACAAUCUUGCAAUGGAAUCAUACAUACAGAAUAAAUGUAUCCAUGUA
Haliotis rufescens (red abalone) is the source of this 2794-nucleotide messenger RNA. Its product is annotated as protein draper-like. The record is from RefSeq and is a predicted model, not a curated record. Bases 151 to 2259 code for a protein of 702 amino acids. The transcript has 5 exons. Lineage: Eukaryota; Metazoa; Mollusca; Gastropoda; Lepetellida; Haliotidae.